Zeugodacus cucurbitae (melon fly) is the source of this 2598-nucleotide messenger RNA. It is a transcript of the gene hay, whose product is annotated as general transcription and DNA repair factor IIH helicase subunit XPB. The record is from RefSeq and is a predicted model, not a curated record. Gene Ontology annotation, cellular component: transcription factor TFIIH holo complex; transcription preinitiation complex; nucleotide-excision repair factor 3 complex. The coding region runs from base 108 to 2546 and encodes 812 amino acids. Gene Ontology annotation, biological process: transcription initiation at RNA polymerase II promoter; nucleotide-excision repair. Gene Ontology annotation, molecular function: hydrolase activity; ATP binding; DNA binding. The transcript is spliced from 4 exons. NCBI's taxonomy places the organism in Eukaryota, Metazoa, Arthropoda, Insecta, Diptera, Tephritidae.
UUUUUAUUAUGGUUGCCAAGAAUUCAAUUUGUUGUAAAGCCAUCUGAGCCGACUAAACAUUUUACUAGGAUACAUUCUGUUGUGAAAUUUGUACAAAAUUGGAAAUAAUGGGUCCACCUAAGAAAUCAAAAAAGGAUAGAUUUCCCGGGGAUAAAUUUGGCAAAAAGCGUCGUGCUGAAGAUGAAGCUUUCACUCAACUGGUAGAAGAUGGUGACUCCUUGGCUUCUGAUGGCGUUGCUGAGUUAGAUGGAGUGCCAGUGGCCGCUUCUAAAAAUGUUGAAACAAACGACGAUGGCAUUAUGACGGACGAGUAUGGUGCCAAGGAUUAUCGUGCACAAAUGGAACUCAAGUCUGAUCAUACAAAUAGACCUUUGUGGGUUGCGCCAAAUGGACAUGUGUUUUUGGAGUCGUUUUCACCAGUUUAUAAGCAUGCACAUGACUUUUUAAUCGCCAUUUCUGAGCCUGUUUGCCGACCAGAACACAUACACGAAUACAAAUUGACAGCUUACAGUUUAUAUGCAGCCGUUUCUGUAGGCUUACAAACACACGAUAUAGUUGAAUAUCUGAAGCGUUUAAGUAAAACAUCAAUUCCAGAGGGUAUCAUUGAGUUUAUAAAACUAUGUACAUUGUCUUAUGGAAAAGUGAAACUGGUGCUAAAACACAACAGGUAUUUUAUUGAGUCACCACAUCCCGAUAUAUUACAAAAACUAUUGAAAGAUCCAGUCAUACAACAAUGUCGCUUAAAACGCGAAGAAGGCGAUGCUUUCAUCCAGGGCACAUUGGAAGGCAAAGCGAUCACACAAUUCGGCACGAAAUUGCCGCCAGGUGAAACCCCAGCCACAACAACUAAUAAUAGUAAUGACCCCGCGGCGCCUGCUGCACCUGGCACGGCCGCUGCAACCAAUCCAGAUGGCACUACUGUAGUACCAGAAGACAUUACAAACUUCUAUGAUAAAAUCGACAAUGAGGAAGAAGACGAGGAUGAGGCUAAUUUGAAAACAGUGUCCUUUGAAGUGAAUCAAGAAAAAAUCGAAGUCAUACAGAAACGUUGCAUUGAAAUUGAACAUCCCUUACUGGCUGAAUACGAUUUUCGUAACGAUACACAUAAUCCCGAUAUAAAUAUAGAUUUGAAACCAGCUGCGGUGCUGCGUCCUUAUCAAGAGAAAAGUUUGCGCAAAAUGUUUGGUAACGGUCGUGCCAGAUCCGGUGUGAUUGUGUUACCUUGCGGUGCUGGUAAGUCACUUGUUGGCGUGACAGCCUGUUGUACCGUACGUAAGCGCGCUCUGGUACUUUGCAACAGUGGUGUUUCGGUGGAGCAAUGGAAACAGCAAUUUAAAAUGUGGUCCACAGCGGAUGACAGUAUGAUUUGUCGCUUCACAUCUGAGGCUAAAGACAAGCCUAUGGGCUGUGGUAUACUGGUGACAACUUACUCAAUGAUAACACACACACAGAAGCGUUCAUGGGAAGCAGAGCAAACUAUGCGUUGGCUACAAGAACAGGAAUGGGGUAUUAUGGUGCUCGAUGAAGUACACACGAUACCGGCGAAAAUGUUCAGACGCGUUUUGACAAUUGUACAAUCCCAUUGUAAAUUGGGUCUCACAGCUACACUUUUGCGUGAGGAUGACAAAAUCGCCGAUUUGAAUUUCCUCAUUGGACCGAAAUUGUAUGAAGCGAAUUGGUUGGAAUUGCAGAAGAAGGGUUACAUUGCCCGCGUACAGUGCGCUGAAGUAUGGUGUCCCAUGUCACCGGAAUUUUAUCGCGAAUAUCUUACAACAAAAACAUCGAAGAAAAUGUUGUUGUAUGUGAUGAACCCAUCCAAGUUUCGUAGUUGUCAGUUCCUUAUAAGAUAUCAUGAAAAACGUGGUGACAAAACAAUUGUGUUUUCGGAUAAUGUGUUUGCGCUGAAGCAUUAUGCUAUAAAAAUGAAUAAACCCUUCAUUUAUGGACCUACCUCACAAAAUGAGCGAAUUCAGAUUUUGCAGAAUUUCAAAUUCAAUCAAAAGGUCAACACAAUUUUCGUGUCAAAAGUGGCCGAUACAAGUUUUGACUUGCCCGAGGCUAAUGUGCUGAUUCAGAUAUCCUCACAUGGUGGUUCGCGUCGUCAAGAAGCGCAACGUCUGGGACGUAUUCUGCGUGCUAAGAAGGGUGCAAUUGCAGAGGAAUACAACGCCUUCUUCUAUACACUCGUUUCGCAGGACACCAUGGAAAUGAGCUACUCACGCAAACGUCAAAGAUUCUUGGUGAAUCAAGGCUACAGUUAUAAAGUGAUCACGCAUUUGAGUGGCAUGGACACUGAUCCGGAUCUAAUGUAUAAGACACGCGAAGAACAAUCUCAACUUUUGCAGCAAGUGCUGUCGGCAUCAGAUCUCGAUUGCGAGGACGAAAAAGUGCCAGGUGAGCCCGGUUAUCGACCUGGUGGUGGACCUGCAUCUAAACGUGCUGGCGGCCUGAGUUCAAUGUCGGGCGGUGACGACGCCAUCUACUAUGAACAGCGCAGGCGCAAUGCAGGCUCAGUACAUCCACUUUUCAAGAAAUUUAGAGGUUAAGCGUGAUAUACGAAAAAUUUAAAUACAACUAAUCACAACUAAAAUUUUAAAA